Messenger RNA from Podospora bellae-mahoneyi, 2429 nucleotides. RefSeq lists its product as uncharacterized. The transcript has 5 exons. The record is from RefSeq and is a predicted model, not a curated record. The coding region runs from base 207 to 2429 and encodes 740 amino acids. Gene Ontology annotation, molecular function: DNA binding; DNA-binding transcription factor activity, RNA polymerase II-specific; zinc ion binding. Lineage: Eukaryota; Fungi; Ascomycota; Sordariomycetes; Sordariales; Podosporaceae. Gene Ontology annotation, biological process: regulation of DNA-templated transcription; DNA-templated transcription.
GAGAAAUCACCAUGCUCAACAACUCCCCAACAACGCAAGGGGACGACUGCUGUUGUUUCUCAACGGCAUGUACUUGUGAUGAUAUGAUUGGCCAGGUCGCUUUGGUUACACAACAAGGCAUCCAACGGUCCUGGCAUAACAAAGACAGCUUCAACAACGUGUUCGAUGUUCGAGUUGGCUGAAGUAUUGUGUGAGGUGGAAAAGUGAUGGAUAGUUCGAGUGCAGAGAUGGAAUCUCGGCCCAAGGUUGCUCGCUAUGCGUGCGAGAGCUGUAAGAAGAGGAAGACAAAAUGCACCCGCGAACUUCCCAAAUGCGCCGCCUGCAAGCCAUGGCCUGGACCAUGCAACUAUGCCAGGCAGUUUCCCGACCCGGUGGCAGCUCCGGUGGCAGCUCCGUCGUCAGCAACCCUGGAACCAGCAAACAUCUUUGUUAGCUCUUCUCUCUCUGACCGGCUUGACCGAAUCGAGGCUACGCUGCAGACUCUCACAGCCGCCGUGACAAAACUGCUCGCUGUCACCGAGGCCAAGAGCUCCCAAGAGCCAAAGCCCGAGUCAAACCCGGCAGCAAAACAACCAGACGAAACAGACAGAUCAGCGCGCUCAAAAACAACAUGCACCAUCACGCCCCCCGUCAUCUCCUCCCUCGACGAAGCCAACGCACAUUUGGGAAACAUCAUCCCCAGCCACGACGACCACGACGAUCACAACGACCACAACCUCGCCCUCCAAAACCUCACCGACCUAUCCAACACCCUCACCUCCUUCCGCCUCGACAUGUCCCUCGACCUCGGACCCCACGACAACAGACAGUACAUCAUCCCCUCCCUCGAAACCGGCAACCUCAUCAUCUCCAAAUUCACCCCCCUAACCCUCUUCGCCUCCCCCUUCUUCACUCCCCCCUCCCCCCGCCUCCUCUCGACCAUCAUCUUCUCCCCCGGCACCGUGGCCCCCGGCUGGAUAAUCUACGCAAACUACUUCCUCCUCUCCUCCCCCAUAACCGCCACCCUCUUCCCCUCCUCCGUCCCCCACUGGCGUCACAACGUCCGCCUAGCCCUCCAAAACGCGUCUUUAUACCUCCACCCCAGCAAGGUAAACAUCGCAGCCUUCACCAUGCUCAGCUUUCACGGGGAAGAUUUCGCGGCGAGCCCAAACGUAAGCUGGAUGCUCUGCAGUCACCUAUGCCGUAUGGCGCAAGCCUUAAGACUAUGGGAGGGAGGGGGGACAGAGGGAGGGGAAGGGGAAGGGGAGGAGGAAAAACAGAGGGGUUUGGCCCUGUUUUGGGCGAUUUACAACAUGGAAAAGUGUUGUGCUUUGACGUUCGGACGGUCGCAGGUUGGGUUGUGGGAGGGGGUGGAUGUUGAGCGGGUGGAGAUGCCGAGGGGGGAGUGGUUUGGAAGUUUCAGGCCGCACUUGACGGGUCAGAGGAGGGCUAAGGGGGUUGAGGGGGUGGAUGCCGAGUUUGGGGGGUAUAUCUUUCUGAGGAAUGUCGAGCUGGCCAAGCUGAGCGGGAGGGUGUUGGAGUAUUUGGGGAAGGGGGAGGGGACGGAAGAGGAGAGGGAGGUCUUGAAGGGGAGGUUGGCGGAGUGGUUCAGGGAGACGGAUGAGACGUUUCGGGAGGGGGUGGAGAGGGAACGACAAGGGAGGGUGCCGGGAGCGGGGGUUGAUGUGAAGAGGGAGAAGGUGAUGAGGUUGUAUGAGUUUACGGUCAAGUUUCGGUAUCUGCAUGUGCUGAUCAUUCUGACAAAGGACUCGCCGGGGGACCGGGGGUUGAGGGUGGAGAGCGCGAGGCAGGCGAUUGGGAUUUUGCCCAUGACGGUUUCGGGGUGGGAUCCGGUUUACAACGGGGUUAUAUGGCAUCUCCUCUACUACCCGUUCACCCCCUUCUUCGUGGUAUUCGGGCACAUCGUCACCAACCCCAGAGCGGAAACAGUGCCUUCCGACCUCAGACUGCUCGAGACGGUGGUGGAGUACAUCAUUGCUCUGCGGCCGCUGCUCACUCUCCUCAGAGAUUUGACGGCCAAGCUGCAAAAAACGGCCGAGAUAUUCCUGAGGCUGGCGAGAAGGCACGUGGCUGAAACAACUGGAAGUAUGCCGUUCAGUUCUGCAUUGCAGGAGGAUGUCACUCACCCGACGGACUUCUCCCAACCGCAGGACCAACCGGACCUCUCGCAGCACCCCCCCGAGAUGGUGAUGCCUGACCAGCAAGACUUCUUCUCCCUAGAGGGUGUUGAUGUCGACAGGUUCCUCAGUUGGGUGCCCCAGCCCAUGGGAUUUCCAGGAGAUAUCGACUUUGGUGUUGGUGAUGGGACGGCGGGAGAGGAGGAGGAGGAGGAGGAGGAGCAGCAGCAGAAUAGGGGUGUCAAGAGGCCGUUGGAGACGACGUUUGACUGGUUUUCGUGGGAGAAUUAUUAUGCUGAUGCUACCCGGUAG